ACCACGCCCCCUCGAUGUAACCACGCCUCAUCGCAGACCACGUUCCAUCGCUGAGCGUAAAAAGCCACGUCCUUGCCUAAACCUGCCCCUCAGUCCUCCCCGUCACGUGACCGCCCGGCCGCCGGGGCGUGGCGGUGCUGUGGGUGCCGGUGGGCGCACGCCAGGCCGACAGCGAUGGCGGCGGCGGCGGCGGCGGCGGCGGAACGGAGCCGCCUUAGCUUCCCGGGCGGGGCUGGGGCCCUGGGGCGCCCCGUGCCUAUGAACCUCUUCGCCACCUGGGAGAUCGACGGUUCCAGCCCGAGCUGCGUCCCCAGGUUGUGCAGCUUGACAUUAAAGAAACUGGUAGUCUUAAAGGAAUUGGAUAAGGAGCUUAUUUCUGGGGUCAUUGCUGUCAAAAUGCAGGGCUCCAAGCGCAUCCUGCGGUCUCAUGAGAUUGUGUUGCCCCCGAGUGGACAUGUGGAGACAGAGCUUGCACUGACCUUCUCACUGCAGGUUGUGCUUUGUGUGUUUGGCUGUGGAAGUGAAAGCCAAGAGUACCCUCACUUCUUGAAGAGAGAAGGCAACAAGCUUCAGAUCAUGCUGCAGCGGCGGAAGCGGUACAAGAACCGAACAAUUUUAGGCUACAAGACUCUGGCUGUGGGGUCUAUCAACAUGGCUGAGGUCAUGCAGCACCCGACAGAAGGUGGCCGGGUCCUGAGCCUUUUCAGCAACAUCAAAGAGACUGCAGUGAAGGUGGCAGAAAUCUGGAUCUUCUCCUUGUCAAGUCAGCCAAUUGACCACGAAGAUAGCACUAUGCAGGCCAGCCAGAAAAUCAAGUCUACAGACAACUAUUCCGAGGAAGAGUACGAGAGCUUCUCUUCUGAGCAGGAGGCCAGUGAUGAUGCCGUACAGGGCCAGGAUUUGGAUGAUGAUGAGUACGAGCUGGGGAAGCCCAAGAAGCAGCGGAGAUCGAUAGUAAGAACGACGUCCAUAACCAGGCAACAAAACUUCAAACAGAAGGUUGUGGCAUUGCUGAAAAGGUUUAAAGUGUCUGAUGAGGUUCUGGAUUCAGAGCAGGACCCAGCAGAGCAUGUUCCAGAGGUGGAGGAGGACUUGGACCUUCUGUAUGACACGCUGGAUAUAGAGAACCCCAGUGACAGUGGGCCAGAAAUGGAGGAUGAUGACAGUGUCCUGAGCACUCCAAAGCCAAAGUUGAAACCUUAUUUUGAAGGACUGUCACACUCCAGCUCUCAGACAGAAAUUGGUAGCAUCCACAGCAUCAGGAGCCAGAGAGAGCCAUCAAGCCCUCAGGUGGAAGUGCCUGAAAAGACAAAGAGUCUUGGAACCAAACAUGCAGGCGACAGUAUUUCUGACACUGUCACUUACGAGUCCAACCAGCAAGCUGAAGUCCAUGAAGCUGAACUUCCCACACCAGAUGUGUUUGUUGAGAAGCUCCCACCCAGUGGAAAGAUCACUAAGACAGAGUCUCUCAUCAUUCCACCCACCAGCAGGUCUGAAGGGAAGCAGACAGGACGUCGGGGAAGGAGCACGUCUCUGAAGGAGAGGCAGCCGGUGAGGCCGCAGAAUGAGAGAGCAAACAGUCUGGACAAUGAACGCUCUCCGGACACCCGGCACCACUUACAGAUCCCCAGGAAAACGGUGUAUGACCAGCUAAAUCACAUCCUGGUUUCUGACGACCAGCUGCCAGAAAACAUUAUUCUUGUCAAUACUUCUGACUGGCAAGGCCAGUACCUGUCGGAUGUCUUGCAAAAGCAUACCUUGCCAGUGGUCUGCACAUGCUCCUCGGCUGAUAUUCAGGCAGCUUUCAGCACUAUUGUCUCCAGGAUACAAAGAUACUGUAACUGCAAUUCACAACCUCCAAACCCAAUUAAAAUUGCAGUGGCUGGAGCCCAGAAUUACCUCAGUGCUGUAUUGAGGCUCUUUGUAGACCAGCUGUCUCAUAAAACCCCGGACUGGCUCAGCUACAUGAGAUUUUUGAUCAUCCCGCUAGGCUCUCAUCCAGUGGCCAAGUAUCUGGGGUCUGUAGAUUAUAGAUACAACAACUUCUUCCAAGAUCUAGCCUGGAGAGACCUGUUCAACAAACUUGAAGCACAGACCACUGUUUCAGAAGCACCUGAUGUUGUCUCACGGAUAACGCAAUAUAUAGCAGGGGCAAACUGUGCACACCAGUUGCCUAUUGCUGAAGCAAUGCUGACGUACAAGCAGAAAAGGAAAAAGAGCUUUCAUUUUGAUUUUGCAAUAAGCCCUGACGAAGAAUCUUCGCAGAAGUUCAUUCCCUUUGUUGGGGUGGUGAAGGUUGGAAUAGUGGAACAGUCUUCUGCAACAUCAGGUGACUCUGAUGAUGCAGCUCCCUCAAGCUCCAGUGUCCUUUCUUCUACCCCACCUUCUGUGUCUCCUGCUGUGAAGGAAGCCUCCCCCACACCACCUUCAUCACCAUCUGUCACAGGCAGCUUCUCAUCCUCAAGCCAGAGCCUUGGUGCUGAGUUGAUGGGUCUGCAAGUGGAUUACUGGAUUGCAGCUCCACCUGUGGACAGAAAGAGAGACCCAGAGAAGAAGGACCCCUCCACUACCAAAAACACACUGAAAUGCACUUUCCGGUCCCUCCAGGUCAGCAGGUUACCUGCCAGCGGUGAGAUUGCCACCACUCCAACCAUGUCCAUGACCGUCGUGACAAAAGAGAAGAACAAGAAAGUGAUGUUUUUGCCCAAGAAAACAAAAGACAAGGAAGUUGAGUCCAAGAGCCAGUGUAUUGAAGGAAUCAGCAGGUUGAUUUGCACAGCGAAACAUCAGCAGAACAUGCUGCGUGUCCUGAUCGAUGGGGUGGAGUGGAAUGACGUCAAGUUCUUUCAGCUGGCAGCACAGUGGUCUUCUCAUGUCAAGCACUUUCCCAUCUGCAUAUUUGGACACUCCAAGUCUAACUUCUAGCCAUGCUCGGCAGAGAGACCUUCUGUCCGUCCUGGGGACUGCACACCAGGAGCCAGGAAUUGCGUGCCAACUACGACUUGCAUUGCUCUGCCCUCUCCUGCAGAAUUAAUUACAGAUGUGCUUGGAUUACUUUUUUCUAUUAACUUUUAAGUUUACUAAGAGGGAAGGAAAUCCCUUUAAACAAAGGCAAAAAAACAAAGGCAUCUUAAAUAUAGAUGUGCUGACAUGAAGUCAUGGUGGGGUUGGCAGGAGUAGGUAGCCUGCCCAAGAACACCUCCCGCUUACAAGCAGAUAGCUGAAUAACUGCACUGCUUAUUAACCUGAGACCUCAUUGGUGUGAGUGGGCUGGGGAGCAGUCUCAAACAGAUUUUGUAGAAGAACGUGUGUUGCAAUGCAUUUGGUCCCCUCCCUCUGUAUUUCUGGAGAAAAAAAGAUGGCCACUCUUCCUGCUGCCAAAGGAUGAGAGGUCAGUGAGUCUGGAGGGAGUUAACUGUCCGGUUUGGAAAACAGACCACUUGUGUAUCUAGAGGGGUCUGGAGAGGGCCCCCUUUGCAGUGUGGAGUCUGCCAUGAUGACAGGCAGGGCUUGUGCUGAAGUGAUGCCUGAGGAAGGUUGGGCAGGAAUGGGAAUUAGGGAAACACUAGGUGUAAGGGAACUCCAGUGUCUCAGGUCUGUGACAAUGACCAAACAGAGCCAGUCAUGAUGUCCCUGCAGCGGGCUGUGCUGCCAAGGAACGCCACGUCAGUGAGGUCGCUGCUAUUUACAUGUACCAGUUAUUUACCUGUCAAUAAAACCUCAUCCGGCCUCUAAAGGGAAAGGAUUUUUUUUAAAGCUGCAGAUUUUUUUUUUAAUGCUUUCUAAAAAAAAAAAGAGAGAAAAUAAAAAUAUGAGCUAAAGGAAAAUUAAGUUGCCAAAAAAACAAAUCCAAGGAGCUGAGCCAUUGUCUGUGAAGUGGUGCAUCACUGUAGUGGCUGGACUGGGAGCCAGCCAGCACUCUGCAUAUCCAGCUGCCUUCCUGUUCAUCUGUCAAACUGCACACUGGAGGUAGCGUGGGCUGCUUUAUCUGCUCUGCCUUUGUCCUGCCCUGACUGCGCUGUGCUCCCCAGAGCCUGCUGCAGUCUCCCUUGGGCACCUCACUGGUCUGGGCGCAGACCACCCGGCCUCAGGGCUGCUGCCUGAAUGCACUUUUGCCAUGCCUUGAGCACCCUGGGACCUCCUCCUUGUAGGAGGUGAGAGGCCAUAACAGAAACGAAAGGCACCGGGAGUUACCAGCGGUCUGCUCCAGCUGUUGUCCUUACCUUCUGCUUUCUGAAUGUUCCUCCCCACAGGCAUUUCUCUGCGCAGUGCAUCCCUUCCCCAGCAGGAUAUGCUUUUGCCCUGGCACAGUAUUGCCUGUGGGUUGGAGAUUUGCUAGGGUUUCAGUGGUGCUGGGACGUGGGAAAGGAUAUUCUCCUUUGGCAGGAAGGUGACCCAGGAGAUGGAAGAGCAUGAAUUUUGGGUGUCUUGCACUGCUGGCUGGCUUGGCUCUGGUUGUGCUUGUAUUGACUUUGAACAUCCUCCUGCUGCCAGGGACACUUGAGGCACCAGGACAAAGAGAAUACUUUCACAAGGAGACAGCCUGGCCAGCUGCAGGUCUGGGUGGCUCCGGGUGCUGCAGAUAUGGCCUUCUGCUCUCUGUGCCCUGCAGGCUGUGCAGGUGGUGCAUGGCUUUGGGGAGCAGGAUGUGCUUGCCAUGUGGAAGAGCAGACAUCUCUGGCAUUUCAGGAGACUGAAGUUUUUGGUGGGAUCUUUGUGGCCAGUCUCUAUGGGUGUUUCUAGAAAGCGCUUUCCAAGGGCAGUGAUGCAUUUGAGACUUUAGUGGUGUCUGCUAGGCAAUAACUUUUUCCCCUUUUUUUUUUCUGUUUUUGUUUGUUUGUUUUUUGUCCAAUCCCUUACCUGUGGGUUUUGAAGGCUUGGGGAAGCUGCCCUGCCCUGCUUGGUGGGCCCUGCUCUGCGCGGGGACCACCCGGGCAGUGGGCCAGGCAGUGGGAUAGGAUGUGCUCUGUUAGGUCCGCUGCAGAUCAGGAGUGAGAGGUUGUUGGGAAGAGUGUAGUCCCUGCUGGAUCCAGUGCCUGUUGCAGCUCAAACAGGGGCUGCGUCACCAACCAAUUUCCUAAAACUCUUUCCCACCUCAAGUGCAACCUAGUUGGCCAGGGACUGGGUAUUCCCUCAAGCCACACAGGGGAGGAGGACAUGGUGCCGUUCCUGGUGAUGUGCUUCUAGGCAGGCCAUAUUGUCUAGCUGCAAUACUGUUUCUUCCUGCAGGCAAGUCUGCGGUCUGUCUGCUCUUGGCUGUGGCAGAAGCUCAGCUCCAGCUUGAACAUAAUCGUGUCCAUCAGUUUGUGCAUCUUCGGUUGACCUGAGUUGGUGCCCUGGGACUGUAUCAUGUUGCCUAGCAGCAGUAGCAUGGGAGAUAGUAUAUAAGCACAUCACUUUCUUUAUUGAGGCUGUUACAAAAAAACCCAAAAAACAAGUGCUUUUUAAAGGAAAUUAGUUGGCGUAUGAUUUCUUUGAGUCUCACUCUGGUGUGACGGGAGCAAUUGGGCUGGGCUACAGUGUCAGGAGCCACACGUGGCCUGGGCAGCUCUUGGAGCUGCAGUUAGUGCUGCAGAGGCGGGGGACUGACCGACUGCAAUAACUUUGUUUACCGGGGGUGAGGUGGGGGAACCAUCACUGUGCUCCUCUUUGCAUUUCAGCCUACUGUAAAGAAACAAAGGACAGGUUUUCCAGGGUCCUGCCUAUCAAAUGCGUGUUGCCCUGCUCUACUGUGUGUGUGCGUUUUUAUGUGUGUGUGUGUGUAUGUGCGAGAGAAACACUUCUGCUCCUUGCAUUUCACGUUGGUUUGUGAUUUGUUCUAACUUUAUACAAGUGAAUUCUCUGGGAAACUCGCUGGGCGCCUGAGACCUGGGGGCAUGUGUCUCCAUGGGGUUUCUCCCUGUAGAGAGCUGUAAUUGCUCUGAAAUGCCUCUCCCAUGCAAGGAAACAUCCUGGCUUCUGGGCCUCAUCCUCCUGGAGUCUGGCAGCAGCAGGCUGGGCCUGCCUGCAGCAUCGCUGUACCUAGGGGGCUAUGGCCUUGCAGACAAGGGCUGGCGAGUGAGCUUGGUGGUGCUGCUGCAGUCAGGGUGCUGCUUGUUAUUCUUGUAUUGCAUGGAGCCACUUCAUGCAGCUCUUUCUGUCCCUGAUGAGGCGAAACAGCCUUCUAUCACUAAGCAAAAUGAGUGUUGAAGCAUUCAUGUGGCUCAGGCCACUUUGGGAAUGGGCUUUGCACCUGCUGACAUGUACUGAUCUCUGGUCUCCCAACCUCCCCAACAGUUUUCCUCCUGCAAGCAAGCCCUGCAGGCUGGAGGGAUCCUUCCUCUGGAGCCUGGGAGAGCUGCCAGACAGGGAUGGGCUGCUACCUGUGCCAGCCUAGGGGGGUUUGGUGGUGGUGUACAAGGUGGUGAAUAUAGAAGCAUGUCUUAGAACUGAGACAGCACACCUCUGUGCUUGGCUCUUUAGGGUUUUGGUGAGGAAGGUACUACUUAAAUAAAUGCGGUGGCUUUCUCUCACCCACCUGUGUUAGAUGGGGCUUUCUGUGGAGCCACACCAUCUGACGGCAAAGGUGGGGACUGGAGCGGGCAGCAUCUGAGCUAUCUCUGGCCGGGAAGCGCUUUGUGAAGGUGGUGUCCCCAGGGCUCCUUGUCCCUUUGCAUCCUAUGGCUCACUUCCUGUGGAGCCCAUCUCUCCCACUACCCUGGCUGUGGUUUCUUAAAGCAGCCAGUUGCUUUUCCAGCCACUCUUGGGCAAAGUGGUCCCUGCCUCACUCAGAGAUGAGGUAUCAGGAAUGGGCUCCCUGCUGCACUGGGCUGUGCGAUGCUGACCUACUUUAGCAGUGCUGACGAGCAGAUGAAAGAUGGAAGGGUUUUGUGGUGUCGUAAUUCUCCUUAAAUGCUUCCUGGUCCUCUGUGUUGUUUCCUGGAGACAAAGGCCGGUGUUUGAUCAGCUGCUGGCUCUUUUUGUGGCAGCUGUUUUAGCUGAGCACCACAGUUUUCUUCCAGUUCAGUUGUUACUGUUUACAUCUGGACAGUAACUGCAGAGUCCUGCUUAAUUGCACGUGAGUUUGGGGAGAGCCACUGUCUCUUUGGCUGUGUUGUGCUGCUUUAAUUAGCACACGCUGUGGCUUUAUCCUGCAGAGGGCACGGCUAGGUGGAUGGUAGGUUUCUGGGGCUGGAGGAGAUACACUUUUGUUUUCUAUCAUCAGAUUUGGCUGAGAACCACACUACUUUGUGCUUAACCUGUGACUGCAGUGAAGGCCCUGUUGUGUUUCUCAGCAGCAGCGCAUGCUGGAGGGAGCACUGGAGAGCUGAGUCAGGGGCAUCAUGCCUGGCACCUCUGAGCUCAGAAGAAAAUACUGGUGAGAGGCAGCAGAGCCGGUGGCCUUCUGCUCCUUGAUGUGCUGAGGGAUCAGGAAGACUGGGAUUAGGGCAGUACUGCCAAGCAGUGGUAGAGAGCUGGGGGCCGUGGAGUGCCAUGCUUUUGUCACCUUUGUUCAGGUGUCUCAGUCUUGGCGGAUAAGCUAUGUGGUGGCAUUUAGUGUGACACUCCCUCUGGGCUUAUCUGGCAGGGAGAAUGCCAGAAAUGAGCAGAAGCAUCUCCCAGAUGUUUCCUGGCGCCUCGUUAGUGGGGUUCUUGCAGGAGAUGCUCCUGGCAGGGCUGGCUCCUGCAGGGUCCCCUGCCUGCUUUGGGCCAGACUGGGUGUGAAGGGGCUCUGCUAGCCUGGAAAGCAGCGAGUUGCUGGCUUCUUUAAUGAAGAACACUGCUUUGCGCCUUGGCCGGAGAGUUACCUGUGUACAUGCUGAAGCACCUUGUGAGCGUGGGUACUGCCAGCCUUGUCCAGACCACAGUGCGUGAGGGGACAUUACCACUUUGUAGGUUCCCAAGUUGCCCAUGUGUUUCGUUGUUGUAUUAUUUGGGUUCUAGGGGUUUUUUUUUAUGAAGACAGAUUUAAAUGUAAAUAGGCUUUUUGUUUGUUUGGUUGGUUUUUUUUGGAACAAACUGCAAUGUGCUCAACCUUGUCAACUAUUUUAUGGUACUAAUGCAACACUAAUAAAACUGGACAU
Molecule: messenger RNA, 8063 nt
Organism: Cuculus canorus (common cuckoo)
Lineage: Eukaryota; Metazoa; Chordata; Aves; Cuculiformes; Cuculidae
Gene: PACS2
Product: phosphofurin acidic cluster sorting protein 2
Exons: 26
Coding region: 175-2925 (916 amino acids)
Biological process (GO): protein localization to plasma membrane
Molecular function (GO): transmembrane transporter binding
Source: RefSeq, a predicted model, not a curated record